Molecule: messenger RNA, 1292 nt
Organism: Daphnia pulicaria
Lineage: Eukaryota; Metazoa; Arthropoda; Branchiopoda; Diplostraca; Daphniidae
Product: repetitive proline-rich cell wall protein 1-like
Exons: 3
Coding region: 90-1292 (400 amino acids)
Source: RefSeq, a predicted model, not a curated record
CCUGCCCAAACCAGAUCAAUCGUUUUGGCGUUGUUGUGUAGUUAUCACCUGUGUGAGAAUUCAGUCUCGGACUUUUUAGCUCAAGCGAAAUGUGUCGCUCCUUCAGCUCCGCGUCCAUGUUGUUUUUCAUAGGGAUGAUCGUUCUGUCUGGGUUGAUUGUCAACUCGGCAGACGCUGCCGCAGCCAAUCGGACGGUUUACCCGAAAACUUAUUUCAAAAACAAGUCCGGCUCCUCCACUUAUUCCGCUACAACUUACAGAACCAAUGCUGUACCACCUGCAACAACCUACAAACCAAUUGUGCCAACAACAACUUACAAACCAGCCGUAACAACUUACAAAUCACCUGCGGCUCCUACAGUCACUUACAAGCCCGUGGUAAGUGUCCCAGUAACGACAACCUACAAGCCAGCCGUUGUUCAAGCAGUUAAAGUAGGAUCGUACACCAACACUUUCUUCAAAUCCAAAUCGGCCCAACCGUCUGCCACUUACAACAGACCAGCAGUGGUCCCGUUGGUCCCAGCCUACAAGCCAACAGCACCACCAACAACAACAACAACCACUUACAAACCCCCUGCUGUGGCACCAGUCGUCACGUACAAACCCGCAGUUGUCGCACCGGUGACUUACAAGCCUGCGGUCGCCACACCAACAACGCUAGCAGCAGCUCCGGCCAAAGGAUUGUACAAAAACACCUUUUUCAAAUCCAAAGCCUCGGUACAAAAGUACAACAACGACAAGCCAACAACAGUUGCACCUGCCACUACCUACAAGCCAUCGGUGGUCGCCCCGGCUAAAAUCCACAAACCCCAAAAAGAUGCAGCCGAAGAGAAAAAGGACAAGAAGAAAGAAUUGUACACCAACACUUAUUUCAAAAUCAAAUCGACCGAGAAACCGACUGUGGAGAAACACGUUCACAAAUCGCAUUCCAACGAUUCGUCGUCAUCUGAGGAAUCGUCGGAGGAAGCGCACGGAUUGUUAGGCGGAUCGUCCGAGUCGUCGGAGGAGUCGUCGUCCAAGUCGUCGGAAGAAGAAGGGUCGGGAUCGUCGGAAGAGAAAGAAGAAGAAGAAGAAGAAAGCAAAGAAGAAGAAGAAGAAAAUGAAGAAGAGGAGAAAUCCAAGGAAGGCGAAGAAGAAGAGGAAUCGAAAGAAGUCGAAGCCGUAACCACGACAACCGCCCAGCCAGCAGCUGUUAAGCAAAUCGUCGUCCCAGUCGCUCCCGACGACAAGAAGAAUACCAAACCAGUGUUUUUGGCUUUUAAAAAGAUGAAGAAAAAUUUCGUUCCCGCAUGA